CUCCAGUGCUCCAGUCGUGCCAGAACCACCAAGGUGUACGGACGUUUGUCGUCUUGCGUCGCGUUCCAAAGUGUCGUGUAUGCAUACGCGCGAUUAGUGAUACUUCGUGACCAUACCAAGUCACGCGUUUUCAAUAUUAUUACAACUUCGUGAAUAUUUAUCGCGAUUCGAUCAAGUAAGCGUUCAAAUUCUGUGUAUAAAAAGAUCGCGGUAUCUGUGACACGUAUGUACGCGAACAACUGACGAGGCUAUCGCCAACAUUUUCGUAUUUUUUCGUGCAUCAAAGAAGAAGUAUCGUCAACGCAUUGAAAUAUUUCGAGCAAGUGUUCCGGCAUUCUUAAACCGGUGCGAUACCGCCUCGGAAACGAUUUCAAUCGGCGACGUGAAGUGCACUGGAAGUGUUGGGGAACGGUACAGGCGGCGAGGACGUGUAGCCAUGAAUAAUUCACUCGGUUGAAAGGCUGAAUUCUCCCCGACUUCGAGGUUGCCUGAGAGCCGAAAAACAACAGCUUCAAGAUGGGCGAGAUCCUUGGCUCGGCGAGCUUCCUUCACCUCGGUGAUAUCGUCAGCCUCUACGCCGAAGGAAGCGUAUCGGGAUUUCUUUCCACCCUCGGAUUAGUGGACGACAGGUGCGUGGUAUGUCCCGAGGCAGGAGAUUUAUCAAAUCCACCGAAGAAGUUCCGAGAUUGUCUCUUCAAAAUAUGUCCUAUGAAUCGUUAUUCCGCUCAGAAGCAAUUCUGGAAGGCCGCAAAACAAAACGCAGGCGGUACAGAUGCUGUACUGUUAAAAAGACUGCACCAUGCCGCUGAAAUCGAGAAGAAACAGAACGAGACUGAAAAUAAGAAACUGCUUGGAAGCGUGGUAUCCUAUGGUAACGUCGUCCAGCUGCUACACCUCAAAUCCAACAAAUUCCUGACUGUCAACAAAAGGUUACCAGCUCUCCUCGAGAAGAACGCAAUGAGGGUGUAUUUAGAUGCAAACGGAAACGAGGGUUCCUGGCUCUACAUAAUGCCUUUCUACAAGCUCCGUAGCGACGGUGAUAGCGUGGUAGUCGGUGACAAAGUAAUCCUGGAGCCAGUUAAUGCUGGCAGACAAGGUCUCCAUGUAGCUGCCAACUAUGAACUCGGUGAUAAUCCAGGUUGCAAAGAAGUUAAUGUGGUCAAUUCAGCAACAUCUUGGAAGGUGACAUUGUUUAUGGAGCAUAGGGAAAAUCAGGAGGAGAUUUUAAAGGGUGGAGAUGUUGUUAGAUUAUUCCAUGCAGAGCAAGAAAAGUUUCUAACAAUGGACGAGUACAAGAAAAAACAGCAUGUGUUUUUAAGGACCACUGGGAGAACUAGUGCCACUGCUGCUACCAGUAGUAAAGCUUUAUGGGAGGUUGAAGUUGUCCAGCAUGAUCCAUGCAGAGGAGGAGCUGGCCACUGGAACUCUCUGUUUAGAUUCAAACAUCUAGCCACAGGGCAAUAUUUGGCUGCUGAAAUUGACACCGACGAACCACGUGAGACCACAAUAGGCAAGCGUGAUCCACCAGGACCAGUGUACAGACUAGUAUCAGUACCUCAUAGCAAUGAAAUUAGUUCUUUAUUCGAAUUGGACCCAACUACGUUAACGAGAGGGGACAGUUUGGUACCACAGUCGUCUUUUGUUAGAUUACACCAUAUAUGUACAAAUACUUGGGUCCAUUCGACGAGUGUACCGAUUGAUAAAGAUGAUGAGAAGCCAGUUAUGUCAAAGGUGGGCUGUGCUAUCAACAAAGAAGAUAAAGAAGCGUUUGCUCUGAGAUCCGUAUCUCCGGUAGAAGUAAGGGAUUUGGAUUUUGCGAAUGAUGCCUGCAAGGUGUUAGCCUCCAUAAGUAGUAAAUUAGAAAAGGGUACAAUUUCGCAUAACGAGAGGCGAGCUGUGAUGAGUCUACUGCAGGAUAUAGUGUACUUCAUAGCUGGUUUAGAAAAUGAACAGAACAAAUCUGAAGCUUUAGAUUUAGUUGUCGCAAACGCCGUGAGGGACCGACAGAAAUUAUUGCGAGAACAGUACAUACUUGGCCAGUUAUUUAAAAUACUUCAGGCUCCGUUCUUAGAGUCUGCCGAGGGCGAGGGACCAUUUCUUAGAAUAGAGGAGUUGAAUGAUCCAAGACACGCGCCAUAUAAAUAUAUGUUUCGUUUAUGCUAUCGAAUACUCAGGCUUUCCCAGCAAGAUUAUCGGAAAAAUCAGGAAUACAUAGCGAAACACUUUGCUUUCAUGCAAAAACAAAUUGGAUACGAUAUUUUGGCGGAAGACACCAUCACCGCACUUUUGCACAAUAAUAGAAAAUUGUUAGAGAAACAUAUAACGGCAGCGGAAAUUGAAACCUUUGUUGGUCUUGUUAGGAAGAAUAUGCAUAACUGGGAAUCGAGGUUUCUGGAUUAUUUGUCAGAUUUGUGUAUUUCUAAUAAGAAGGCGAUCGCAGUCACUCAAGAAUUAAUUUGUAAAAGUGUACUGAGUGAAAAGAAUAAAGAUAUACUAUUAGAAACUAGAAUGGUUAAAACUCAGGUCGAGGUGGAAGAAUUAGACGAGAAGCAAGAAAAUGAUGAACCAAGAAUUACUGUGAUGGAAGAAUUUGAAGUUUUUCUUACAUGGAAUAAUGGAACGAAGUCAAUGUCUUUAAGUGAAUUAUCGAGGGGCGCAAAGCUGGGGAAUGUUCAAGAUGCAGCGAUAUUGGAUUACUAUAGGCAUCAGUUAAAUCUCUUUAGCAAUAUGUGUUUAAAUAGACAGUAUUUAGCAUUGAAUAAUUUAUCACCGCAUUUGGAUAUUGGUCUGAUACUGAAGUGUAUGGAAGAUGAGACAGUGCCAUACGAGUUGCGAGCAUCAUUCUGUAGACUUAUGUUACAUCUCCACGUUGACAGAGACCCACAAGAACAAGUGACUCCAGUUAAAUAUGCUCGAUUAUGGUCUGAGAUUCCUUCGAAAAUGAGUAUUAAUGAUUAUGAUGCAAACAGAAUGAGAGAUCAGAAUAAGGAAGGUGUUCGCGCUAAAUUUAGCGCGACUAUUAUGUUUGUAGAAGAUUAUCUAUGCAAUGUCGUGGCAAAAAUGUGGUCUUUUGCGGAUCAAGAGCAGAAUAAACUGACGUUUGAAGUUGUGAAAUUAGCGCGUGAUUUAAUUUAUUUCGGAUUCUACAGUUUUAGCGAUCUCUUAAGACUAACGAAAACGUUGCUCAGUAUUUUGGACUGCAUUUCAGAAAAUGACUCAGCUGACGGAAAGAUUCCAACUGGUGAAAUUGAUUCUGAUUCUGUGGAUUCUAAGGAAGCAGCUGAAGGUGGAGUAUUAAGAUGUAUUGGAGACAUGGGAGCAGUGAUGACAAGUUUGACAUUGGGACCAGCUGGACAAGUAUUAGCUGGCAAUUCUUCACCAAGACCAAAGCCGCUCCUGAAGAAAGAAUACCCUUUGGUGAUGGAUACAAAACUGAAGAUAAUUGAAAUUUUACAAUUUAUACUCGAUGUUCGAUUAGACUAUAGGAUUUCUUGUUUAUUGAGCAUUUUUAAACAAGAAUUUGAUGAAACUGAAAGAGCCUCAGGUGAUCUAAGUCUUGGCCAGAAAACCAUAGACUUGGAAUUAAUAGGCACACAAGCAGAGGGUAUAUUUGGUAGCAGUGAAGAAUGCGUGGCAUUAGAUUUGGAUGGGCAAGGUGGUAAAACAUUUUUGCGUGUUCUAUUACACUUGGCAAUGCACGAUUAUCCACCGUUAGUCUCUGGAGCACUGCAUCUACUUUUUAGACAUUUUAGUCAAAGACAAGAGGUUUUACAAGCUUUUAAACAAGUACAACUGUUAGUUUCUGACAGUGAUGUUGAAUCUUAUAAACAAAUAAAAUCAGAUUUAGAUGUGUUACGGCAGUCCGUUGAAAAAUCUGAGCUUUGGGUGUACAAAUCUAGGGCAACAGAAGAACAUGGCGGUAAAAAGAAGAAAAGUAAAGAGGAAGAAGACGAUGGAGCUACACCUCGCAAAGCACCACCACAACUAUCCACAACUAAUAAGAAAGGGUCUGCAAUAGAUUUAGACAUUGGUCCUCCAUUGCACGCAGACCAGGCAGAAGAAUAUAAAAAGAUACAACAAAUUUUAAUUCGUAUGAAUAAAUUAUGCAUACAGACGAUUGGUGGUCAAAUAAAACCACGAAAACACGAACAAAGACUUCUACGAAACGUCGGUGUACAUACUGUUGUCUUAGAUUUAUUACAAGUACCAUUUGACACUAAAGAAGAUGUUCGAAUGAACGAGUUAAUGCGAUUAGCACACGAUUUUCUUCAGAACUUCUGCUUAGGCAAUCAACAGAACCAGGUUCUGUUGCAUAAACAAUUGGAUUUGUUUUUAAAUCCCGGUAUAAGGGAGGCUCAAACAGUGUGCAGUAUUUUCCAAGACAAUUCAACACUGUGCAAUGAAGUAAAUGCCAAGGUGAUACAACACUUUGUGCAUUGCAUAGAAACUCAUGGAAAACACGUGCAAUAUUUAAAAUUCCUUCAAACUAUAGUAAAAGCUGAAAAUCAAUUUAUUAGAAAAUGUCAAGAAAUGGUUAUGCAAGAAUUGGUUCAAGCUGGUGAAGAUGUUCUAGUAUUUUAUAACGAUCGAUCAUCUUUCAAUCACUUUGUGGAGAUGAUGCGAUCUGAAAGACAUAGGAUGGACGAAAGUAGUCCUCUCAAGUACCAUGUAGAGUUGGUUAAAUUAUUAGCUUGUUGCACAAUGGGGAAGAAUGUUAAUACCGAAAUCAAGUGUCAUAGUCUUUUACCAUUAGAUGAUAUCGUUGCUAUGGUGUCACAUCCAGAUUGUAUACCAGAAGUGAAAGAAGCAUAUAUCAAUUUUCUCAAUCAUUGUUACAUUGAUACAGAAGUUGAAAUGAAAGAAAUUUAUACUUCAAAUCAUAUGUGGUCCUUGUUUGAAAAAUCUUUUAUCGUAGACAUGGGUAUAAUAGCAACAGCUACCCACGAUCGUGAACACGCUGAUAUCGCUCUAGAAAAUUAUGUGACAGGUUGUCUAAUGAAUAUCAUUACGACGUUCUUUAGCAGCCCAUUCUCAGAUCAAAGUACUACAGUGCAGAAACAUCUUCACGAGGCUAGACUUUAUUGGAGCAUCAAGGAGAGUGACCGGAAUACUGAUAAUAAUCUUACUGGCUAUACACGGCAGCCGAUUUUCGUUCAGUUGCUUCAUGCAGGUUUUAAAGUUUCACAAUGUUCAUGGCUAAAUGCCGGUCAAAGAUUCAAUGUGGAAAAUUGUAUACGAACAUUGUCAGAAGUAGCCAAAGGCAGAGGUAUAGCUAUACCAACAGACUUGGAAAGUCAAGUUGCUUCUAUGUUCAAUAAAGCUGCAAUGCUUAGUAGACAAACAAGUAAAUGGCUUCAGGCUGCAAAACAACCAAAAAUAGAACGCACACAAAGUCAGAGUGAUUUAAUUUGUGAGGAAGAUAGUAAAACUGAGCUAAUGCGUUUGGAUCGCAGUAUCAUAGAAGGCUUACAAGAUAUAGUAUCAUUAUUGGAAGAGCAAUUGAAACCACUAGUUCAAUCAGAAUUGUCCUUAUUAGUGGACAUACUCUACCGACCAGAAUUACUGUUUCCAGCAGCGAGUGAUGCUAGAAAAAGAUGCGAAAAUGGUGGAUUUAUAAAAAGAUUAAUCAAGCAUACCGAAAAAUUACUAGAAGAGAAAGAAGAGAAAUUAUGCGUGAAGGUGUUGAGAACACUCAGGGAAAUGAUGGCUAUUGAUCCUGAAUAUGGAGAAAAAAUCGAAGGUGUCUCGGAAGAAGAAGAAACCGAACAGAAGAACGAGUCACAAAGUGGAACAGGCUCUGUUGAUGAGCCUGAACCUCGUCAAAUGACUCAACAAGAGCGGGGAGAUGCAUUAAGACACAAUCUCUUGACUCGCUACUUUGGGAAAUCUUUUAUUCAGAAACCAGAAAACAUAGAAAUUGGAGUUUCUCAUAUAGCUCCAAUCACUCAUGGACCAGGAGCCAAACUGUUAAGUCGUGCAGGCCGCACGCUGCAUGAAAUUCAGAGUCAUCUUGACCGUGAAGGCGCAUCAGAUUUAGUAGUGGAAUUAGUAAUUAAGAGCGUACACUCUCCAAGUAUAUUCGUAGAAGCUAUAGAACUUGGUAUUGCACUAUUAGAAGGAGGAAAUCCUAUUAUACAGAAGAGCGUGUUCAAUAAAUUGAUGGGUGGCGAUUUGAGUCAAUCAUUUUUCAAAGUAUUUUAUGACAAGAUGAAAGAUUCACAGCAGGAAAUUAAAUCUACGGUUUCGGUAAACACUUCAGACAUAGCAGCUAAGGCUCAUGAAGACAAGGAGCAGAGCAAGGAAAUGGAGAAAAUAUCAAAGAAACGUACUUCAGGAAAACCUAAUGGAAUUGUGAUAACAGAUGAAUUGAGAGAAGAAUUAAAUCAAGCAGCAUCGUCUACUGUUCAAGCAUAUGCAAAUGUGCGAAAUCUUGCAUCCGGUGAAGAUGCAACGAACAAUGCAGCCCUUGGAAAUGCAUUGGAAGAUAUGAUAGCUGAAAAAUUGGAGAGGCAUCGUGGUGGAACGACAGAAAGGGACGAGGGGCAGUUGAGUAUAAAAGUUUUAGUAAUGCAACCGAUAUUACGUUUUCUGCAACUAUUGUGUGAAAACCACAAUCGUGAUUUACAGAAUUUCCUGCGUAAUCAAAAUAACAAGACCAACUUUAAUUUAGUAUCUGAAACGCUCAUGUUCUUGGACUGCAUCUGUGGUUCAACUACUGGUGGAUUAGGCUUAUUAGGAUUGUACAUAAAUGAGCAGAAUGUUGCGUUAAUUAAUCAGACUUUGGAGACAUUGACGGAGUACUGUCAAGGGCCAUGCCACGAUAAUCAGAAUUGUAUCGCGACUCACGAAUCCAAUGGAUUAGAUAUAAUAACUGCCUUAAUUUUGAACGAUAUCAAUCCUUUGGGAAAAACUAGGAUGGAUUUAGUAUUAGAGUUGAAGAAUAACGCUAGUAAAUUAUUACUAGCUAUAAUGGAGAGCAGAGGUGAUAGUGAGAACGCAGAGAGGAUUAUGUAUAACAUGAAUCCAAAGCAAUUAGUCGAUGUUGCAUGUCGAGCAUUUCAUCAAGAAUCCUUGGAUGAUGAUGGUGAUAUUGAUGAUUCCUCGACGGAUGGUGAAGAAGGAGUAUCACCCAAAGAAGUUGGACACAAUAUCUACAUUUUAUGCCACCAAUUAGCACAACACAAUAAAGAGUUGGCGUCGAUGUUGAAGCCUUCUGAACUAAGCAAUGCAGAUCCAAAAGUUAACAAAGCAUUGCAAUACUAUGCAACUCAUACAGCUCAGAUAGAGAUUGUUAGAAAUGACAGAACACUGGAACAGAUUGUGUUCCCAAUUCCUGAAAUCUGUGAACUUAUUACUCUAGACACAAAGAUCAAAGUAUUACACACUACAGAACGCGAUGAUCAGGGAUCAAAAGUUUCUGAUUUCUUUGAAAGAACAGAGGAUAUGUUCAAUGAAAUGAAGUGGCAGAAGAAACUUAGGGGACAACCAGUACUAUUUUGGAUGAGUAGUUACAUGUCUUUAUGGAGCAAUAUUUUAUUUAACUGUGCAGUACUCAUAAACCUUAUUGUAGCUUUUUUUUACCCAUUUGUGGAUUCUGUGCCUAAAUUAAGUUCACACCUGUCCGCUCUCAUUUGGACAGUAAUGCUUUCAUCAGGUGUUAUCGUCAUUACGCUACCAAGGGAAUCUGGUAUAAGAACUCUGGUAGCUUCAACAAUACUACGAUUAAUAUUUUCUAUAGGACCGGAACCAACGUUAUGGUUGCUCGGUUUUGUUACGGUUGUAUUAAAAGUUGUACAUCUAAUAAGCAUUAUAGGUAAUCAAGGCACAUUGACGAAAAGCUUAGAACAAAUAGUGACGAACGUUGAACUUCUGUAUCAUAUAUCGUACCUUAUAUUUUGUGUUCUUGGAAUUUGUAUGCAUCCAUUUUUCUACUCAGUUUUACUGUUUGACGUAGUAUAUCGGGAAGAAACGUUGCUCAAUGUAAUCAGAUCUGUUACAAGAAAUGGAAGAUCCAUUAUACUCACUGCUGUAUUGGCAUUAAUUUUAGUUUACAUGUUUUCUAUCAUUGGAUUCAUGUUCUUUAAAGAUGACUUCUUAGUGACUGUUGAUGAAGAUAUUGUGUCAUCAUAUACCAAAGGAAGCACAGAAACGUGUGAUGCUGCGGGUAGUGAAAAAUGCGAGGCAACAGAAACUGUAUCUCGGUAUAUUCGCGAAGUUAACGAAAAGGAUAGUCGAGCAGAAGUAAUUAAUAUUGGUGGAGAACUAAAGGAACGAGCAUGCGAUUCACUGGUGAUGUGUAUCGUCACAACCUUAAACCAAGGUUUAAGAAAUGGCGGUGGCAUUGGAGAUAUUUUACGAGCACCUUCCAGUACUGAACCCUUGUUUGUUGCUAGAGUUGUGUACGACUUACUAUUCUUCUUCAUUGUAAUAAUUAUUGUUCUGAAUCUCAUCUUUGGUGUUAUCAUUGAUACAUUUGCUGAUCUUAGAUCAGAGAAACAGCAAAAAGAAUUGAUUUUGAAGAACACUUGCUUUAUUUGCGGACUAAAUAGAUCAUCCUUUGAUAAUAAGACGGUGUCGUUCGAGGAGCACGUUAAACACGAACACAAUAUGUGGCAUUAUCUGUAUUUCAUCGUUUUAGUGAAAGUGAAAGAUCCCACUGAAUUUACAGGGCCUGAGUCUUACGUGUACGCAAUGGUGAAGGACCGGAAUCUUGAUUGGUUUCCAAGAUUAAGGGCCAAGUCAUUAGCAGCUGACGAGGGUGAGGGUGAACAAGUAGAAUUAAGAAGCUUACAGUCUCAGUUGGAAUCCACGCAAUGUUUGGUGAAAUGUUUAUCACAACAACUUACCGAGCUUCGUGAUCAGAUGACGGAGCAACGAAAGCAGAAGCAACGGUUGGGCCUUUUGAAUUCUGCGACCGCAUUUUUACAGACCGUACCGACGUAAAUAAGUACAUUUGAAGAAUUUAUUUUUAAUCAUCCACGAAUCUCAAUUUGAUACUCCGAUGUAAUAUUUAAUGGAUAAGUUUGUGUGUUCUUAAGAAGCAUUUAAAGACACCCGGGAAAGAAGUAUCAUGAAAAUAACACAAUGCAUUUGUGUAGGUCUGUUCCUAAUUUCAGAGUAAAUAAUUUUCAUAUGAUAAUAAGAAUUGAUUUUACUAAGAAUAACAUUAAUUUUGCUUGUUUUAUAUUAGAUAGAGAAAUCACAUUGUAAAUUGUGUUAGUCUUGUCACUUUUAGUCUUGUCUAAAUAAGUUUAGUUGGUACGUGUUACUUAACUUUUAACGAUUGUGCAAAAUUCAGUAGUACCAUGGUAAUUUUAAUCUUUAUGCGAAUAAGCAACCGAAUGCGCGCAUGAAAGUAUGAUAUACUAUGAAUGUAACAUAUCUGAAGUUCUUAUUGAGGUUUUAAUAUUUCUGCAGCCUGUUUAAAACAGGUCUUUAAGAAUGUUGAAGCUUUUAUCCAUGUAAUGGAUUUGUAAAAUAAAUGUCUGAUAUUUCACUUGAUACAUUAGUAAGUUCGUUCCGUUCGUUGUGUCUAUAGUCUUUUACGUUUGUAAAAUAGGCAUAAUCUUACAGUAAUCACAUUAUUUACUCAUAUUUUAAUUGGUGAUAAUAAUUGAAUUUAGAUAUGUAAAUCGCGUGCGUGUAAGUUUUACAAAAAAUCAGAUUAGAUAUUGAGAAUUUGUUUUAUUACUUUCUUUCAAUAUUAGGAUAUGUAUAUUACAAAGAAAUUAUCUAUUUGUUUAUAAAUUCUUAAACAGUUGGGUAUUAUCCAAUUACCUCAUGAAUGAAAAAAGCAACAGAGAAUAAGUGGAAGAGCGAUUCAUAAUUAAAUGUUAUAGAAUUUUACAGUUGUCUAUUUUCCUGAUGUCUGAUGCCAGUAGAUAGAUAAACCGCGGAUAGAGCAAAAUGAAGAAAGAAUGUGGAUACGCGAUUCAGAUCCUUAUAUCAUUAAUCGUAGAUAUUUAUAGUAAAUCAAUGUCAAUAAAUAUCGUUAUUUAGUUCUAUGCAAAUAGGCGAACAUUAAGAGAUAAUCUUUAUAUGUAUUUGAAGUAUAUUCAAUGGAAAUAUAUUUAAGCUGUUAUUCACUAUGCACCAGAAAACAUUCUUGAGCAUCGUAGAGGAUUAUGCUUUUUAUUCAUUGAAAUAUAUCUUCCACCAACAUGUUGAUCUUAAAUGAUGUUCAACAUCCUUGUCUCUCUUUCUGUAACAUUUAUACAUAUAUAAAUUUUUGUUUUUAA
This is a messenger RNA of Osmia lignaria (orchard mason bee), 10238 nucleotides long. The record is from RefSeq and is a predicted model, not a curated record. Lineage: Eukaryota; Metazoa; Arthropoda; Insecta; Hymenoptera; Megachilidae.